Pseudomyrmex gracilis is the source of this 2984-nucleotide messenger RNA. RefSeq lists its product as uncharacterized. The record is from RefSeq and is a predicted model, not a curated record. Bases 33 to 2054 code for a protein of 673 amino acids. The transcript is spliced from 10 exons. Gene Ontology annotation, molecular function: metal ion binding. NCBI's taxonomy places the organism in Eukaryota, Metazoa, Arthropoda, Insecta, Hymenoptera, Formicidae.
UGUACGAAUAUCGCGGUUGUCAAUUACUCUUAAUGUACAUCACGCAAUUGUACAUUGAUGUGUCAAUACAAAAGUUGAUAAUCGAAAAAAUAUCUGAAAUGCAAAAAGAAAAAACUUGGCUUAUUUCUGUUAAGUGCGAUUCUUUUAAAUAUUCAGUUUCGACCUUGCAUAUGUGGUUUACGAAAGUACCAAUAAGCAUUAUUAAUAAGAUAAAAUCAUCUCUUGACAUAAUAAUUAGCAAUUUAUGUAAAAAUGGUAUAAAUAUAGAGACAAUGAACAAUUUAAUUCAUCAAAGUAUUCUUCAAAGACAAAGGAAACUAGAAAGCAAUCCGCACGAUAUAAUAUCACAGUCAGUCUUUGAUCAUAUGGUGUAUGGAAAUACAGAUAAUGCUGAAUGUGAGAGUAAAGAUCUAGAAGAACGAUUACACACUAUACGUCAACUCGAGAAAUUAAAAACCGAAUCUGUAGAAUAUUUUUUAGAAUUGCUGAAGACUUACUUUUUGGACGUACCAAUGGUUGUUGUAAAAGGCAAACCAAAUGUAGACGAGUAUAAUAAGUUGCAAGAAGAAAAAAACUAUAUAGAUGAACACAUCGCAAAGAAAUCUAUAUCUACCGAAAUACUGACGAGUGUGCCUAUACCUGGCAUAGAUUCUAUCACAUUUUAUCAACUUAAGAGAUAUACCACAAAAACGUUCAAACAACAUCCUAAACUAGAUUUAAAAAAGCUGCCAUUUUUUACUUAUUUAAAUGACAUUAAUACAAAUUUUAUUUAUUUAUAUGUUUUAGUAGACACUUCCUCUAUUAGUAACGAAUAUAGAAAGUAUAUUCCGUUAUUGCUGGAAGUCAUCAGAGAAUCUAUAAAGAAAAGAACUGAUUUGGGAGACAUUACUACUCAAAUUGGUUAUAUUAGUCCGCACAGUAUAUCUCUACUGUUUCAAAUGGAAGUACACAACUAUGAAAAAGGUGUACAAUUGUAUAAACAGCUUGUAUUUGACACUGAACUAACGGCCGACAAAUUGACAAUAUUAAUAACACAAGUAACAAAUAGUCUUAAGCAAACAACACGAAAAGAUAAUUGUAUUCUUCACACUUUAAUGAUAAUAUUGCUGUAUAACACAGACGAUUUUCCGUUUUCAUUCAACAUAUACCAGCUGUAUGUUUUGUGCAGUCAGAUCAGAGAUUAUCUAAAUACUGCAGGAGAAAAGAAAGUGUUAGAGGAAAUUGAAUAUGUUCGAAAAACGAUGACUUCACCACAGAAUAUGUUUGUGUACAUGGCCGUCAAUGUCGAUAAAUUAACCAAACACGUUCCUGAUGUCUAUGCUCCGUGGAAUAAAUUUUUUUCGGAUUUUAUGACAUCAAAAAAAACAAAGCCUAAUGUCACCAGUGACUGGGAAUUCCUUAAACCUUUUAAUGACAUAACUGAGAACGGUUAUAUUCAAUCAUCAGAAUAUGUACAAUUGUCCUCCUUUGUUCAAGUUUGUCCGUGUAUAAAUGAUUGUCACGAUCCUGAUUUGGCAGCUUUACUUGUCUGUUUACAGUAUUUCUCACAAAUGGAUGGACCUUUAUGGAAAGUAAUGAAAGCAAAAGAAUGGUCUUGUGACUUUAUUAUUUUUGCGAAUCCGAUCAAAGGACUCUUAAAUUUACAGCUUUCUACAGCUACAGACAUAGUAGCUGCGUACAAGAAGACGAAGUGGAUAGUGGAGUCGCAUAUUACGAAAGCCAAAUGGGUCCAACAUCUUUACGACUCAGCUAAAUCGUUAGCUAUCUUAAAAUAUGUCAACGAGGGAAAAUCCAUGAUCGACGUAAUAUACACAUCAUUCGAGCGCUACUGCAGAAACUUGCCGCCUGAUUAUAAUUCUCUUAUGGUGCGACGUAUUUCUGCCGUUACUAUGGACGAUAUGAGCCGCGUGGCAGCUUCGUAUGUUAAAUCGUUGUUUGAUCCGAAACGCGUCAAAACUGCCAUCAUCUGUAAUAAGUCCAAAUUCGCCGAGAUAACAAAGGCUUUUGAAGGGAUGAAAUACAAUUUUACAAAAAUUAAUUCUAAUGUACUGUGAACAAUUAUGCGAAAGAAGAACAAGACUGAUCUACUGAAUAAAACUUUUAAAACACAGUUGUAGAAAAGAUACUUCUCAUGUUAUACAGAAUGUCCGAUAAUUUCUUUAAAAUCUUUUGUAGACAGGUAGAAGAAGUGAAACUGAGUCGAAAAGUUUUGAACCAGUUUUUUCUAUUACAUAUAAAGUAAUUAUUGAAUAAAUCAACCCAGAUUUGGAGAGCAAAAUCGUAUUUUAGUGCGUCGUCACAUAAACAGUAUAUAACCAAUAAAUCUAGACAGCAUUUUGAACGUAAGUAUUCAAUUGUCAUUUUGUACGUGAAUAUCCAAUCAGUACACACAAGAACGAUUCAUGCAUCCUAGAUUCCGGUAAAAACUUUUUUAUAUAUAUACUUAUACACAAUUUUAAUUUAUUAUAUUUAAUUAUGCAAAUGUAUAUGCCAAAUAUGACCAUACAAUGUUAUACAUAAAAAAGUUUUGCUAGGAUAUGUUAUAUACUGUCAAAUUAAGAGUAAAUAAGUUGUAAUAUGUUAGCUGUUUGCUCUUUAUUUGUUGGUUUUUUAAAUAGAUAUGAGAUGGUUUCUUGUGCGGAAUAUGCAAGUACGUGCGCGACGAAAUAUGUUAAGAUACAAAUUUAGGCAAAUCUUAUACUAGAUUUACAUAUAUAGUAAUUGAAGAAAAUGGUUCAGGACUUUUUUUUACUCAGUUUUACUCCUACCUGUCUACGAGAGAUUUUUAAGUAAUUGUCAGACACUUUGUAUAUACAACAUUUACAGCUUUGUGUUUAAUUCAAACGAUAUGUAAAAAACUGUAAAAGCAAACUUUCUAGUAGAUGAUGUUUUGUGCAAUAUUGUUUAUACUGACGAAAAACAUAAGUAAUCAUGUGAUUGGCAAACAUGAAUAUUAUUGUGUAUGAAGUAACAACAAUUAAUAC